This is a messenger RNA of Aspergillus ochraceoroseus IBT 24754, 980 nucleotides long. RefSeq lists its product as uncharacterized. The record is from RefSeq and is a predicted model, not a curated record. Bases 1 to 966 code for a protein of 321 amino acids. The transcript has 3 exons. Gene Ontology annotation, cellular component: plasma membrane. Gene Ontology annotation, biological process: water transport; glycerol transmembrane transport. Gene Ontology annotation, molecular function: water channel activity; glycerol channel activity. Lineage: Eukaryota; Fungi; Ascomycota; Eurotiomycetes; Eurotiales; Aspergillaceae.
AUGCAUGGUUCCCUAGAGACAACCCCGAAGCAUCAAACUGCCGUUCUUAGUGCAAGUUUUGGCUCUGUAUCGACGAACGAGGAACCAGAGCCGGCAUGGUGGAGUAGAGUCAGGGCAUAUUGCCGUGAGGGCUUUUCUGAGUUCUUUGGUACAAUGAUAUUGAUCCUUUUCGGGGAGGGAGUCGUCGCUCAGGUUACAUUAAGCCAUGGCGAGAGGGGUGACUAUCAGUCUAUUUCCUGGGGGUGGGGUCUAGGAGCCAUGCUAGGCGUGUAUGUCAGCGGCGCAUCAGGCUCCCAUAUCAAUCCCGCCGUAACCUUCGCCAACUGCGUGCUUCGCAAAUUCCCCUGGCGCAAAUGGCCCAUCUAUGCCCUCUCCCAAGUCCUCGGUGCCAUGUGCGGUGCCGCCAUCGUCUACGCAAACUACAGAUCCGCCAUCGACGUCUACGAAGGCGGAUCGAAUAUCAGAACCGUCCCAGGAUUCUCCGACACCGCAACGGCCGGGAUAUUCUCGACAUACCCGGCAGACUUCAUGACCCGCACGGGACAAUUCUUCUCUGAGUUCAUCGCCAGCUCCAUCCUCAUGUUCAUCAUCUUCGCCAUCAACGACGAAAACAACAACCUGGCUGCUGGAUCCUUGGCUCCCCUGGCUCUCUUCUUCACCAUCUUUGGCAUCGGCGCCUGUUUUGGAUGGGAAACCGGCUAUGCAAUUAACCUUGCUCGCGACUUUGGCCCGCGCUUAGUCUCGUAUAUGAUCGGCUAUGGUCCGAAUGUGUGGAAGGCCGGUAACUAUUACUUUUGGAUUCCGAUCGUGGCUCCUUUCUUCGGCUGUACCUUUGGCGGUUGGUUAUACGAUAUGUUCCUCUAUGUCGGAUCCAAUAGUCCCGUCAACACUCCGUACCUCGGAUUUUCUCGUCUACCCAGGCUGCUACUCGCUCGAAAACCAAAGGAAUCUCACAGUUGUGUAUAAAGGGUCCAGAACUG